AUGUAAACAUAAGCAGCAAGCAAAGACAAAUCAAAGCCUGUUACAAUCUAUGCAAGAGAUAUUAUUAGAUGCGAUUUAAAAGAAUAUGAAUAUAGGUAUUUCAAAGAUAUUAUCGAGUCUUAAAUUACCGAAAAUAUGAUAGCUGAAAAGAGAGUUAAAGUAAUCAAAAAAGUCUUCGAGGAUUUCACCAACGAUGAAAUUAAAUAGGAAUAUAUUAUUGUAGUAGCUACCGAUGUCUCUUAUUACUUACAGUAAAAACUUAAUGGAUUAUUAAUGCUUUUGUUAGGAGAUGUUUGUAUCUUCAUUUAUAAACCAAAGCAUCUCGAAGUUCCCAAAGCAUUGAAAUUGGAAUACAUCGAACCUGAGACUUAUAAGGAUAAGUUAGACUUAAUGCUUAGCAAAAUGAAGGUAGUUAAUUAGAAAGGAUUUGAGACAGAAUAAGGAAAAGAUGCAGUUAAUAAAAUAGUUGAAUAUAUUGCAUUGUAUUACUUGAAGCACCAAAAAGAAUAUGGCAUGAAAGGAUCUAAGUUCGAAGAAGAAUUCCAUUAAAAAAUAAAAAAUCACUUAGCAAUCUAUAGCAGCACUUCUUAUUAUCACUGCUUUAUGGGAAGAAAGUUAGAUGUCUUGCUUACUUAAGAUCAAAAAUACAGUUAAUAUUUGGAAGUUGAAAUGAACUUUACUGGAAUCAUUCCUAACAUUAACAGUACCUAUAAAUUUGUUAUAUUCAAUAAAAAAGGUUCUGAUCCAAAUGUUAUCGAUCUAGCCAAAUUCAAGCUUAAAGAAAUAUUUGGGUUUUCUGCUAUGUUAAUGAUUUUCGUUAGUUUAGUUGUCUGUAGAGACUUUGACCCAAAUAGCGAAAGCACAGGUAAUCAUGCAAUAAGAGAUGGUGUCUGUCCUCACAAGCAAGAAUUGAUGGGUGUUUCUUUAACAAUUUUCUUAUCAGUAGUUUUAUAAAAGAUGUUUAACAAAUACAAAGAAAGAAGAUAAAGAAAAAUUGAACUUCAAAAAAGAUUAAAAUUAGAAAAAGCUGAAUGA
Tetrahymena thermophila SB210 is the source of this 1035-nucleotide messenger RNA. RefSeq lists its product as hypothetical. The record is from RefSeq and is a predicted model, not a curated record. The transcript has 5 exons. NCBI's taxonomy places the organism in Eukaryota, Ciliophora, Oligohymenophorea, Hymenostomatida, Tetrahymenidae.